This is a messenger RNA of Populus euphratica (Euphrates poplar), 944 nucleotides long. RefSeq lists its product as uncharacterized. Lineage: Eukaryota; Viridiplantae; Streptophyta; Magnoliopsida; Malpighiales; Salicaceae. The transcript is spliced from 2 exons. The record is from RefSeq and is a predicted model, not a curated record. The coding region runs from base 143 to 688 and encodes 181 amino acids.
ACACCUUUCAUCCAGACCAUUUUCAAUCUUUAUACAGCCUAGGCCCAGUCUAAACCUGUAAAAGAAGGGAGUUGGGACUUGGGGUUUUUAGAGUUUAGCCUAGAGAAUUUCUUCUGGGUGUCUGCUCUCUUGCUCAGUGAAAAUGCAGAAGCGAUUGCAGAUUUCUCUUUUCAAAUUGCUUUUGAGACGCCCUUUUGAACAUUCCCCGAAACCCACAAUUCCGUUCCCCCUCCAGUCGCGAGCUCUGAUUCCAACCUAUUUCGUUCCGAACUCAAUCGACUCUUCAAACCCCAAAUUUCUCCACUCCCCUGCCUCAAAUCUCCACACUUUCACACACCCUUUUAGACCCUACACUCGAACUCGGUCCCUGACUGACCAAAAUCGGAGAGGACACAGUACUGAGUCUGGAGAUGAGUCGGUGCCCUUGUUAGAUGUCAACAGAGAAGUUGACAUGAUAAACCUCAAGUUUGCAGACGCAAGAGAGGAGAUAGACAUGGCUUCGGAGUCAAAAGAUACUGUCUAUUUUGAUGAAGAGGCUGAGUGUGCAAGGGCUGCAGUGAAGGAAGUUAUGGACAUGUUUGAAGGACUACUAGGGAAAUUGCCAGAGAGUGAAAAGGCAGCUUUGCAAAGGUCAAUGGGGCUCAAGAUGGAGCAGUUAAAGGCCGAGCUUCAGCAGUUAGAUGAUUAACGAGGUGGAAAGGGCUUUGUUAUGAUGCAUGGGAUGUUUACGGUACGAAAUGAAGAUGAUUUUGAAUAAUGGAUCAAUUCAAAUUUAAUAAUGUCAAUGGUACUAAUAGUGGAAACUCUGUUACCUUCUGACUUAAAAGAUAUUGUUUUAUGUAGCUUAGAAUCAUUUUUUGACAAUAUGAGGCCUAUGCAAUGAAUGGUCACAUGCUUCUAUUAUGUUCAUGCUUUGACUGACGAAUUGGAGCUUGUUUGGGUAA